Penicillium arizonense is the source of this 393-nucleotide messenger RNA. RefSeq lists its product as uncharacterized. The record is from RefSeq and is a predicted model, not a curated record. NCBI's taxonomy places the organism in Eukaryota, Fungi, Ascomycota, Eurotiomycetes, Eurotiales, Aspergillaceae. Bases 1 to 393 code for a protein of 130 amino acids. The transcript has a single exon.
AUGGCCACAUUCAUGCGCCUUCGAGGCAACCUCCAACCCAGAACCUCACUCCUCCGCCUAAACCAGAUCAUUUCUUCUUCCGUUGCCAGACCGACAACCCAAAUUCAAACUCAAAUCCAAAACCGAAGCUACGCCCAAAAACAAGACAAAGCACCACCCCCCUCAAGCCAAGACCAAGCCAAGCCCUCUCCAAACCAUCCAAUCCCCUCAAACAAAGCACAGCCAACCCUGAACGAUGGGAACCAGUCACCGAUUGCCGACGACGAGGGGAAUUUGAAGGAUGAUUUGCCUGAGGAUGUUAAGCGUCAUAAUGAGGAGGUGGAGGAUCGUUACGAUAGGCCUUAUAAUCAUAUGGGUGAUAAGGGGUCUCCGGAGAAUAACUUUGAGAAUUAG